Messenger RNA from Panicum virgatum (switchgrass), 2591 nucleotides. Its product is annotated as protein GAMETE EXPRESSED 3-like. The record is from RefSeq and is a predicted model, not a curated record. Gene Ontology annotation, cellular component: plasma membrane. NCBI's taxonomy places the organism in Eukaryota, Viridiplantae, Streptophyta, Magnoliopsida, Poales, Poaceae. The transcript is spliced from 10 exons. Gene Ontology annotation, molecular function: protein binding. Gene Ontology annotation, biological process: embryo development ending in seed dormancy; pollen tube guidance. The coding region runs from base 1 to 2457 and encodes 818 amino acids.
AUGUAUAAUGCACUGAACCAGUAUUGGAGGUUUAUCCCUUUUUUUUUUCCGGGUGUCUCCGUAAUUGUACUUGAAGCGUCGGGCACGCGCUACUGCGGGCCGGCGACGCGAAAGCGAGCGUCCCCAAAAGCAGUAACUGCCUGUACAAGUGUCAAGUGUGCAUGGCCCAAGAGACGGGCGACGGCGGUUCCAGUUACUUUUGGCUGCCCCAACUGCAAGUUUGCCCUCACCACUGCCUACGCCGCGCCUGCGCUCCGUUCUCGUGCUCUCGCCGCGGAGCCUUCGUUCUUCGACUCCGAGCGAGCAGUGCCCCCGUCGUUCCAUCAUCUCCGGGCGCAGCACGCGCUCCGAGCCAUGGCCAUGGGAGUGCGGUGGCCCCUAUGCCUGCUCGCGUGCCUCCUGCUCGGCGCAGGCGGCGGCAUCGCCGGGAACGGUCGCGCGCCGCGGAGGGUCCUGUCGCGCCCCCUCAUCGCGGGCGACGGGCGCGUCGUCGCCUGCUCCGGGAAGGACCUCCUCGCGUUCCAAGGGAACGGCUCCCUCGCGUGGGUCGCUCCCCUCAACCUGACGUGCAACGAUACCAUCAGCCCGGUCUCCGACGGGAAGAAGGCAAACCCAUCUGUGUUGGCUGCUGCUGUGCUGCAGGUGUAUCUGGUGGCAGAGGACAAGGUCCUAAAGGUCACGCCGCCGAACGUUCGCGCCGCAAAGCCAGCAUCUGAGGUGUUCUUCAGCUACAACGCGACGCCGGGGAGGUCCCAGGAGAUCGUCGGCCUGUCGGUCGCUGGCAGCUACUCCUCCCUCUUCCUCACCAUCAGAAACCUGGGGCUUUUCGUGUUCUCGCUGGAGGGCGACCUCCAGUGGAGCCUUGGGCCUGUGCUUGAUUGGUUCGGCUACCGUCUUGGCUGCAAGGGAAACAUCUCCGUCUGCUACUUCGAUUCAGCUCCUGUCCUUGAUCACACUGGGGGCGCCCUUUAUAUAUUGAACACUGAAGGCCUGCUCUAUUCCUUCAACUUUCAAAGUCGCGCGUUGAGGUGGAUCCAGGACUUGACCUCACUUGACAAAGUGAUGACGGUUGUGCCGGGGAACAGCCGGUGCCUAUACAUUGUCUUUCCACGGAAGUCUAUUGUGGUGGGGCUUGAUGUUGCCACAGGAAACGUUUCUUGGAACCAGAGUAUUGGUCCACUAAGUAAUGAGAAGAGUUUUCCAACUGUAGAUAACAACGGUUGGAUGUCGAUUGGCUCACUAGAUGGGAUCCUCUAUUCAAUAUCUCCUGAUGGUGACAUGAGAAAACUUUUUGAAGAAACAGCACUUGAUUCAGCGAUCCCUGUUGAUCCAGUCCUUGACUGCUCAGGGUUUUCCAUGUAUGUCGCUAAGACCGUGGUGGAAGGAAAAUUAAUCUGGACAACCGGUGAACAUACCUCCGUAUCGGUGAUGAAGCCAUCACACAUUUUGGUAACUUUGCUGGAUCCAGCAAAUGGAACAAUCUACUGGACUGGAGAGUAUCCUGGGGAAUUAUCAAAUUUGAUGUCCAGUGGUGAUCUGAAUGACUUUGUGGUAGAUGAGACUAUUCUUCUCACUCUUCUAUCUGCAUCAAGGUUCGGCAACGCAACGCAGUGCGACACGAAAAAACAAACAAUUGCUUGGACUUGCAGGCAAACUAAAACCAAGUCUCUGCAAGCUGAUCCAGGUGAAAAUAACCUUGUUCUUCUGCUGUUGGUCUUCCUACUCAUCAUAAUCGUAAUACAAGCCGAAGCCUUUUGUUUUUGCUGCAUAUUUUGGAGGAAGAAAAAGCUCCGAGGCAAAGGCUUGCAGAAGUUCCUGGAGAAGCGGCGCUCUCUCCAGAGUAAGAAGAGAGGCUUAGGCAAGAUGAUCUCAGAGCUUGAGCAGCAGGCAGCAGAAGACGACACUUCGAGUGAAACUUUGGGAGAGCUGGGCGAAAUGGUGAAAGCAAAGGAAGGCGUGGAGAGGAAGCUGUACGCAUCAUACAGCCUGGGCCGGGACAGGCUCGGCUUGAAGCAAGGCUCCCCCAUCUUGCCACUGUAUCAUGGCAAGUACAAGAGCCAUUCCUUCCACAGCUCACCAAACGAGAGCAUUCAUGUCUUCAACAUUCCGAGUGAUACCUCUACCAGCAGCAGCUCUGACGAUAGCGAGAGUUGCAGUUCUACUAGCUCCGGAGAUACGGAUAUCGACGCGAGAUUGAAGUCAGUAGAAGAGGCUGGACCUUCCAGCACCGCUAAUAUUGCAGAGAGAGUUCAGGAAGAAUGCCUAUCAGAUGUGGGAUCCCCAUUUCAUGUUUUCACGAACCCUUCGUUCGUCGAGGAGCAACGCACAGGAAGCACUGGAACAGGAAGCACUGGCCAUGUCUUAUCACAGAAGGAAGAACGGAUGGAAACAGUAAAUGAUUUUAUCUUCAUCAAGAGACUUUCGCUGAAGAGGAGGCGAACCUCUUCAACUAACUGAAGUACCUUGACAAAGCCGUAUAUGAUGGCCAUGUUGAUUACGACUUGGAACUCAAUGUAAAUCUUUACUCUUUACUGCUGCGGAGUCUUUCCAGCAAUUACUUUUUACUUACGCAGAGUAGUCAUGUUCCAAAG